Polyodon spathula (Mississippi paddlefish) is the source of this 2141-nucleotide messenger RNA. RefSeq names its product gap junction alpha-1 protein-like. The record is from RefSeq and is a predicted model, not a curated record. Gene Ontology annotation, biological process: heart development; cell-cell signaling. Gene Ontology annotation, molecular function: transmembrane transporter activity. NCBI's taxonomy places the organism in Eukaryota, Metazoa, Chordata, Actinopteri, Acipenseriformes, Polyodontidae. The transcript has 2 exons. The coding region runs from base 137 to 1282 and encodes 381 amino acids. Gene Ontology annotation, cellular component: connexin complex.
CAAGCUACGGUUACCACCUUGGAUCCAACGUGGAUUUUAAGAAGAUACUGUCAAAACUUUUCAAAACAAAUUAUCUGCGGUCCUCCGGGGCUUUUGAUUGAUUUUGCUGAAACUUGUUAGGUAGCAUUCAGUCAAAAUGGGUGACUGGAAUGCUCUAGGAAGACUUCUUGAUAAAGUCCAGGCCUACUCAACUGCAGGAGGAAAGGUUUGGCUUUCGGUUCUUUUCAUCUUUCGAAUCCUGGUCCUGGGGACGGCAGUUGAGUCAGCCUGGGGGGAUGAACAGUCUGCUUUCAAGUGCAACACUCAGCAACCAGGUUGUGAGAAUGUGUGCUACGACAAAUCAUUUCCCAUUUCCCAUGUGCGCUUUUGGGUCUUGCAGAUUAUAUUUGUCUCAACCCCAACACUAGUUUACCUUGCUCACAUUUUCUACCUAAUGCGGAAAGAGGAAAAAUUGAAUAAAAAAGAGGUGGAACUGAAAGCGAUCCAGAAUGACGGUGGUGAUGUGGACCUGCCUCUCAAGCAGAUUGAAAUCAAGAAGUUUAAAUAUGGUUUGCAGGAGCAUGGGAAGGUAAAAAUGAAGGGUGCUCUCAUGCGCACCUACGUUGUGAGCAUUAUCUUUAAAUCGUUCUUUGAAGUUGGUUUCCUGUUGAUACAGUGGUACAUUUAUGGGUUUAGUCUGGAGGCUGUAUAUACCUGCAGGAGGGAUCCAUGCCCACACCAAGUAGACUGUUUCCUCUCUCGUCCUACUGAGAAAACCAUCUUUAUUAUCUUCAUGCUGGUGGUGUCCUUAGUGUCCUUAGUGUUGAAUGUGAUUGAGUUAUUCUAUGUCUUUUUCAAAAGCGUUAAGGAUCGUCUGAAGGGAAAAGGAGUUCCUUUCUCAUCUGGUGGUGCAAUGAGCCCAACAUCUAAGGAUUGUGCCUCUCCAAAGUAUGCCUUCUACAAUGGCUGCACCUCUCCCACGGCCCCCUUGUCUCCCAUGUCUCCUCCUGGGUACAAGCUUGCCACUGGGGACAGGACCAACUCAUGCCGUAACUACAACAAGCAAGCCACUGAGCAGAAUUGGGCCAAUUACAGCACCGAACAGAACCGCCUAGGUCAGACUGGCAGCACCAUCUCCAACUCUCACGCACAACCGUUUGACUUCCCUGAUGAUGCCCAUGAUAAUAAGAAAGUAGCACCUGGACAUGAACUCCAUCCUCUAGCUCUCAUGGACCCCAGGCCCUUGAGUAGAGCCAGCAGCCAAGUCAGCAGCAGAGCUCGACCAGACGACCUUGAGGUCUAGCCCUAUUAACACUUUAGAGGAUACAGGCAUUAAGAUUCUAAAGGGGUGGUACUUUCCAUUUCACAGUUUCCAGUAGGAACUCUACUAAACCCAGAGACAUAAUAUACUUACAUUGUUGGAGGUACUAUCCAUUAAUGAUGACAUCAAAACUAGGGGCUAGCAAGUUCAUGAUACAGAUAGCUAGCAGGGGACAGUGAGUACAGUGCAAACAAACACAUUCAUGUGUUUCUGGUAUUUUUUAGCCUUGGUGAUAUGUUUCAUGAGAGAGAGAGAAAGAGAAAGAGAGAUUUUGUUUUUAUGCCCACACAAGUACAUUCCAUUUUGAUAUUUUGCACUUUGAUGUCACAUUGCUCAAUGUAUCUAUUACAAAGUAUUGUAAUGGUUUAAAGCAACACCUGCAUUUUGACUCCCAUAAUCUCUUUCUAAAACCCUGCAUAAUGACCUUUAUUCUUUUCAAGUUUCUAACUAUAUGAUGUAAAAAAAAUGGGUUUGCGUUAAAAUAUUUAUUUAUUAGUUUAAUAAUGCAGGACAUCCACCACUAGACAAUGAAUGACUACUAAUUUAGGUCAUUAUCAUAUUAAUAAUAUAUAUGAUUUCAAUAAACACAGUCACCAUAUUUAUUACUUAGUGUUCCCUGUUUAAACAAUAUUGUUUAUUAGUUUUUUUUUUUUUUUAAAUUUAAAUUAUAGACGUCUGUCAUUUCCUGAUAAACUUUGAAUUUAUGUGGGAUAGUAUUAGUAUUUGUUUGUUGUCUUGGGUUUUGUGGAACAGUGGGCAUAUUUUGUAUCAGUGCCUCAGAGUUUCAUGCAUUUAAAUGAGGAUUUUUCCACUUAUCUACACAUCAUAUUCCACACUGUUA